Molecule: messenger RNA, 2150 nt
Organism: Linum trigynum
Lineage: Eukaryota; Viridiplantae; Streptophyta; Magnoliopsida; Malpighiales; Linaceae
Source: the annotation of a GenBank genome assembly
CAUAGCCAAUGAGUUGGAGGUAUUGGUGGGCAAGGGACAUUGCAGAGACACACUGUUGGGAUUGUUUUAGAUCUGAAUCCAAAAUCAUAUGGAUCAAUUCUGGUUGCACAUGGAGAUAAUAUAUGAUUAUUUGAUUCAUCUUGUCUCUCUGUUGUUCCUUCCUCCACCUGUUUCUUUCUUCUCAUCUUUCUAUAUAAACUUGCAGUAGCAGCCACAGAAGGCAUUGCAGAUCAACUCAAUCCCAUCUCUUUCAUUCCUUCUCUCAUAUUCACCAACAGAAAACAAAAAAAUGGCAGCUAUUUCUUUCCAUGCUCGCUCCAACAGUUUGCCUACAGGAUCACACCCUUUAGUCUUAGAAAUCGAUGAGCAGGUUUGCAGGUUGAGAGAAUCUCAAGCUGCUUCCACAUCUUCAUCAUCCAUAGGCCACAAUCUUAAUAGCCUUUGGGUUGUGUAUGAUUGUGUUGACCAGUUGUUCCAACUGCCAACAACACAGCAAGCAUUGAUCAAUGACCAGAAAUGCUUCAAUGAGUUGUUGGAUGGAUCCUUGAGGCUUUUGGACUUGUGCAGUACUGCCAAAGAUGCCUUGUCUCAAAUGAAAGAGUCUGUUGCCGAAUUUCAAUCUGCAAUUCGUAGAAGACAAGGAGGUUUUGAAGGUGAAACCAGAAGAUAUUUGAAAUAUAGGAAGACUGUGAUGAAAGCCAUCCAAAAGGCCUUGAAGGGUAUGGAUAGCAAGAAGUCCACCUCAUCAAACAACGUCGAGACGAUCUCCACAUUAAAGGAAGCUGAAUCUGCUGUUGUUGAGGUUUUGGAGUGCUUGCUGUCAUUCAUUUCUCAAUCAAGCUCCACUCCAAGCAGCUGGUCAUUUGUUUCCAAGCUGAAAAGGGUUUCAGCAGCUUCCAGUGAGAACGAAUUUUCGGAUGUGGAUGCCUCUUUGAAGACAAACAAAUCUAGUGAGGAGAUCCAACUUCAUCUGAAGAAUCUGCAGCCAUGCAUUCAAGAUCUCGAGGAAGGAGUUGAGUACCUCUUCAGGCGUUUGAUCAAAACAAGAGCCUCAAUUCUCAAUAUCCACAAUCUGUAGUUACAUCCUCAAAACACUACUUGUACAAGUUGUAUAGAAAAUUUUGAUACUCAAAUCUAUAAAUAUACAUGGUCCUCAAGUUCCUGGAAACUUAUGUCUCUUUCGUUCCAUUGCUCUUUCUACCAACCCGCACUUUCUGUCCAUUUUAAUUGCCAUUUGCUUAUAGUACAAAAAUAACAGUCAAAGUAGCUUCUGGGAUCAUUUUAGAUAGUUCAGGUAAGUUAAGUAAGAGCUGAUGAAAACUAAAGGGGAGUCAUAAUCACAUGGGAGACAGAAUGAAUAUCAGUGAAUGAGAUGGAAAUAUGGCUGGGUUUGAUAAAAAAAACAAGCCAUCUGAUCUCAGCAUGUCUAUGCAAUUAUCCAGCUCAUUACCUAUUAUGCCUUAAUCUUCUAAUCAUCUCGUUCAAGGAAAGUCUGUAAUGCAAGAGUAGACUGUUUGUCUUUGGUAUGACUUUUGUAGGAACUUCGAUUUCAUUUAAACCAGAACCUCAAUCUACUACCACUGGCACUGUGAAUUCACUUUCACCAUUUCAACUUGUCCUUGGUUGUCAUUUCUUGAAAGGUUGUCAUCAAAUUUGCAUGUUCUUUGAGUGGGGAUUGCAACUACUCAGAUUACAAUAGCCAAUCAUUAAUCAUGAGAAACCUUCUGCCUCCCCCACGUCUCCUCCAUGCUGUAUUUUUCUUUGUAUAUUGCAUGUAUGCAAACAGAGCCACGUACAUAUGUAAAUGCAAAGUCUACGAUUAAGAAAUUGCUGGUCUGUCUUAUUCUGCAGGGAGUCGAUAAGGAAGAAGUAAUGUGGCAGCUCAUUAGAGAUGCCUUUGUGCCCUAUUCUGCUUACAAGGUGAACACCAGGCUCUGCUGACAUAGAAGAGAGAUGGGCUAUGAAGAUUUUAAAUGGAAGAAGCAGAAAGUAUGGAUCUUUGCCACCCUACGACUCAUCUACUGCUUCAGAGCUCCAUCCCUAAUGAUUUGGGUGACUUGGUAGGCAAGGGACAUUGCAGGGACACAAUGCUGGUAAGUGUGGUGGAUCCAAAUAUGAAAGCUUAGGCUGAAUAAAUAUCACAUAGUAAC